AUGUCAUCAAUGAAAAUUGCAAACCUCACGCAGGAAUGGUUUGAAUGUUUGCAUAGCUGGCACCUAGACCUGUUCUUCAUUCCCGCCACUAUUGUCACUCUGGCCACCUUGCUGGCAAACCCUGUCCUCCUGACAUGCAUCUUUCUGUCCCGCGCCUUGCGUCAGGAGACCCGCUACCUGCUGUUGGCCAACACCCUGGCAGCAGACAUGCUCUUCCUCGUCCUCAACCUGGUCACGGUGGCUUGUAACGCCCUGGGAGCUGAGAUCCCCGAGCUCCUUUGUGAACUGAACACAGCCAUCACCGUCACUGCCUACUGCUGCGCCAUCCUCACGGUCACUCUCAUGGUGGCCGACACUUACAUGGCCGUCCGCUGGCCACUUCACUACCAUGACCUGCUGCCACCAUCCCGUAUCCACCGCAUCCUGGUGGGCAUCUGGUUGCUGGCAGCCAUGUACCCUUUCUCCCUGGUGGUCAUUAUGGAGGUGGUGAGGGAGAACCCGCACGAGAAGACGUCCGUGUGUCUGGUCCUCAUCUCCCUCGGCUUCAUACAGGCCAAGAACACGGUGGGGAUCCACAUCUACUUCUCCGCGGCUGCGAUCAUCUGCACCAUGCUCAUUUUCUACUGCUAUGUGCGCCUCUACAUGGUAACCAAGACCCAGGGCAUUUGGCAGAGCCGGUACUCCAGGGCCCGAGUCACCCUUCUGGCCCACGGGGUGCUGCUGCUGCUCUACUUCACCCCGGGUUUGAUCUUCACUAUGGAGCUUUUCCUCUUCCAGAAGGAGAACAUCAGCCAGGAUGUCCGCGUGUGGAUCAGCACGGUCAACAUGUGCGUCUUCAUGUUGCUGCCGAGGGCGUUGGCACCUUACCUGUAUGGACUGAGGUACAGGGAGAUCUCCGAUACCCUGCUACAGCUGUUUGACCGACACACGAGGCUUAGCCAGGCCACUGUGGCCUAA
Lampris incognitus (smalleye Pacific opah) is the source of this 957-nucleotide messenger RNA. RefSeq names its product probable G-protein coupled receptor 148. Gene Ontology annotation, biological process: G protein-coupled receptor signaling pathway. Gene Ontology annotation, molecular function: G protein-coupled receptor activity. NCBI's taxonomy places the organism in Eukaryota, Metazoa, Chordata, Actinopteri, Lampriformes, Lampridae. The transcript has a single exon. The record is from RefSeq and is a predicted model, not a curated record. Bases 1 to 957 code for a protein of 318 amino acids. Gene Ontology annotation, cellular component: membrane.